Molecule: messenger RNA, 1395 nt
Organism: Effrenium voratum
Lineage: Eukaryota; Dinophyceae; Suessiales; Symbiodiniaceae
Source: the annotation of a GenBank genome assembly
AUGCUGUCUGGCCACGCAACUCGUGCUCUUCGCGAACAAGAAUUUCACCGCAAAGUUAUGCGGGCUGGCAUGAGCUUGCCUGUCAAGCUGAGCUAUGUGGACGCUCCCAUAGUUGACGCUCAGGAUGAGUUUCAGAUUGGGCACCUUCCGUUUCUUGCGCUGUCAGCUGUGUUGACAGAGCUUCUUGGCCUGGGCCUGCUGCAGACCAGCAUAGAUGCGGCAGCCCUUCCUGAGUACUGGGCACGCACCUUGCUCGACUUCCCAGACCACAGCUUGUGCAGCAAGCCCGAUAUGUGGGCGCGCGCAGCCUCGCGUAACUUGGCGUUUGCCUGCCCCGUGAACAUGUACCACAGCCACGAGAAGGUGAACCAGACGCUCCAAGCUUUGCUGCAGGCCGUAAAGGCUGACAUGGACGGGCUGGCGAAAGGUGUGUCUGAGGUUUGGACCUUCCACGUGGUGGCCUGCAAGGGCGACCUCAAGUACUUGGCGCAGGCGCUGAACCUCACGCGGUUCCCAGGCUGUGAGGAGGUUUGCUUCCGGUGCCUGGCGUCGAUGGGCCGUCAAGACCCGAGUUUGGUGUACACGGACCUGUCGGAGACCGCUGCGUGGCGCACGCGGCCUGCGCCAGAUCCCUGGUCUGAGCGCCCGUGCCUCUCCUUACUGGAUGGCUUCAGUCUGCGCAUGGUCAGCACCGACUGGAUGCACACCUGGCAUUUAGGAGUAGCUAGGGAUCUUGUAGGCGCUGCGAUGAAAAUUUGCUUGAAGUCGCAGUUCUGGCCUGGUCCCAACUUGCCGCGGCGGUUCAGUGAAGUGCAGCGCAGGCUGAACGACUUCAAGGCCCAGCACGGACUGCAGAUGCACUUGAAGCGGCUAUCCAAAAGCCGACUCGCUUGGGAAGAUGGCACUUGCCCUGAGUUCAAGUCCAGCGCGGCAGACACUGGCGUGAUGAUUCGCUUUGUGGCCAGCGAGCUGUCAGAUCGUCUGGUUUCAGAGCCAUAUGAAGGCCUUGCAGCUUGCGCCUGGUUGGCAGAUCAGCUUCAAGAAGCUGUCAUGCGGGCUGGUCUUUUCCUCUCUGAGUCCGAGGUGGAGCAGACUUUAAUGUAUGGCCGUGCGUUCCUGGCGUCGUACAUGAAGCUUGCUAAGCUAGCAAAUGUUCGUCGCGAGCUCUACUUCAAGGUACGGCCAAAGUAUCACUACUUGACUCAUCUGAUCGAGGAUGUGCAGACACGUCCGUCCAGGCGAAGCUUGGGCUGGGACUCUUGCUGGAUUGACGAAGACUGGGUCAAGGUCAAUCUUCGCAUGCUUCGUAGGAUGUCGGCUAGGACGUGCCAUGAGCACCUGCUCUAUAGGAAUUUGAUUGUAGUUAGGCAUGAGCUUGAGAAGCGUGGUCGGUGA